Molecule: messenger RNA, 391 nt
Organism: Paramecium sonneborni
Lineage: Eukaryota; Ciliophora; Oligohymenophorea; Peniculida; Parameciidae
Source: the annotation of a GenBank genome assembly
AUGCAAAAAUUAGCCAUCUUGACAUUGGUUCUUGCUCUUGCAGCUGCUAAGUUUGUAGAUACACAUGCAAGCUUGGCUUAAAUUGAUGCUAAUCCAUUUGGAAAUGUUGUGUUAUCAGCAAUCAAAGCACAUUUGUAAGCUUAAACACCAGCCAAUGAAGUUAAUAUGUUAUUGAACGGUGUUGCUGCUGGAUUAUAAUAAGAUUAAAAUGACCAUGACCAUGCUUUUGAACUUGAUACAACCACAAACAAUAGAGUAAGAAUAAGACACAAUAUAAUAGAUUGUUGAAGAUUUAGAAAAGGAAAUCUUGUAUCACUAAAAUCAAAUCUCAUCAAAUACANCGAGCAAGUGCUGCAGCUCUAACAUACAUCCAAUCUUAGUCAAUUGGUGA